AUGUCUCGCUCUCAACAGAACAAGCUCCAGUCUUUCAUCCCCUCCUCCAUUGUAACUGCACAAAGCUCCGGCCGUACCUCUGAAUUGAUGACUGAACCUGGUUUACCAGCCCAGUUACUUACAUCACGGAGAAUCACCUCCCUCCAAGCGGUGCCCAUCACGCACUCUGUCUCCUCCUAUCAGAAGAUGAUCUCGCAGGACCUCGCUGCAGAGGCCAUUCCACUAGCCAACAAGAGAAGAAGGAGUGCAGAGGAUGCAGGUGAUGUAGAGAGAAUCAAUGUAAAUGAAGCCUCAGAUGGAGAUGCACGACUGCUGCUGAACGCCAAGGGAAAACAGCCCGCCCUUGCUGAGGGAGACUCAAGCUGUGCUGGGCAUAUCCGCACGGACAUAUUACCUCAGAUACUGCGAGAAGAACUCCUGAGAACGAAUUUGCCCCAGGCGCAGGCGCAGGCGCCGAUGCAGAACAAGGAGACAAGGCAGAUGGAAGGAAAAAUCCCUCAGGAUGAUUGGAAGUCCCAGGUUGCUGUCUUAACCAUGGAAAACCAGGAGCUCGAGUUGCUCGAACGUGAAGGAAGCAAGUCCCGAGAGUCGGCCCCCGUGAUGGAAGCACCUCUACUGCAGAGCAAGGGUGUCUGUGAUCAUUCACCACCUCUUCUGACACCCGAAAAUCCUUUGUACGGUCUCCCUCCUACUCUGCAACGGCUCCCAACAGUUCCUAGCCAUGAUAUUCACUUGAGGAAUCCGCCUCCUACUAUAGCGACGUGCUGGAUACCGGCAUCCCAACCUGAUCAGGCCAUCCCUGCCCAAAGUCCCUCUGAAAGACCAAUGAGGCAAGGCAAUAUUUUGUAUGGGGCGGUCUCAAGCCCUGUACAAGCUGUCCAGGACGUGAAGGUUGCCAAGUUGGUCAGAAUGGUUGCAGCAUUGAAGCAAUGCGUUGAAGAGAUAGAGAGGGAGCAGAAGAGGCAGGAAGGCUGUGUGAACUUUUAUUAUAGGCCAAAAUAUGGCAGCUGGUCACCUCAGCAGCAGGAGAGGGAGGGGCCAGACAUCCUGUCGGAUGACCUGAGUGAUGAUUGGGCUUGA
Messenger RNA from Desarmillaria tabescens, 1080 nucleotides. RefSeq lists its product as uncharacterized. Lineage: Eukaryota; Fungi; Basidiomycota; Agaricomycetes; Agaricales; Physalacriaceae. Bases 1 to 1080 code for a protein of 359 amino acids. The transcript is spliced from 6 exons. The record is from RefSeq and is a predicted model, not a curated record.